This is a messenger RNA of Loxodonta africana (African savanna elephant), 7656 nucleotides long. It is a transcript of the gene CRACD, whose product is annotated as capping protein inhibiting regulator of actin dynamics. Gene Ontology annotation, biological process: maintenance of gastrointestinal epithelium; negative regulation of barbed-end actin filament capping. The record is from RefSeq and is a predicted model, not a curated record. Lineage: Eukaryota; Metazoa; Chordata; Mammalia; Proboscidea; Elephantidae. The transcript has 10 exons. The coding region runs from base 423 to 4568 and encodes 1381 amino acids.
UUCUACAUUUUUCUCCAACUCUGUCUGGAACUGUCUAUUGUGAUCCCGAAGACAUAAUUUCUUGAUGUUUUGUUUUUUCUCAACAGUUCAAAAGAGCAGAGAGCACAGGCUUUCUCAACAAUGUACCCCAUUUCCUGACACACUUACCACUGGAGGUGAAUUCUCCUUUUCACCAGAAGAAAAUUUUGGUGGGGAGCUAUCCAACAAGAAAAGGACGUGUGGCUGUUAAGAUAGACAAGAAGAAGGGAGGCAAAUUUCAGCCUUUUAAGAAGUUGUUUGGCAAAAGGAAAAAGAAAGGCACUUCAUUGCCCCGGGAGGAAUCAGUGGGGAAGAAGAGUUACUCUCAGCAGAGUGUCACCAAUGGGACCUUCUCUUCGGAUGAGGAAACCCUAGAGGACAAUCUAAGGUCCUUCAACUAUACUAUGGGAACCCGGGCAUUUUCCCAUGACAGUAUUUUUAUCCCUGAUGGGGGAGCAGAAAGUGAGCAGACAGUUCAAGCAAUGUCACAGGACAACAUCCUGGGCAAAGUCAAAACUCUUCAGCAACAGUUGGGCAAGAACAUCAAAUUUGGGCAGCCACCACCCAGUGCCAUUCCCAUGAAGAAGGCACACGGUGGAGAGGCUAGCUUAGAAGAGGAUGUGUUCCUGACCAGUCCCAUGGAAAUUGUGACUCAGCAGGACAUCGUCCUCUCAGACACCGAGAACAAAUCCAGUGGCACGCCAAGUUUUGUCAGUCCUUUGAAUCUACGUGGAGCUGCAAGUGAGAUGGAAGAGAAGGUUGCUCCAGUUAAACCGUCUCGGCCAAAAAGGCAUUUCUCUUCUGCUGGCACCAUUGAAAGUGUCAACUUAGAUGCCAUCCCCCUGGCCAUUGCUCGCCUGGACAACAGUGCCGCCAAGCACAAACUGGCCAUUAAGCCAAAAAAACAAAGGGUGUCAAAGAAGCACAGGCGACUUGCACCGGACGGACAAAAUGAGCAAGGUGGCCUGGUGAACCAGCUGUCCCUGGACCAGAAUGGACACCCCGGAGAAGACAAGCAAACUUGGCGUGAGGAGGAACCAGAGCCACUGGAUCCCGAGGAAGAGAAAAGACGCCAGGAAGAAUACUGGCGAGAACUUGAGGCCAAGUACAAACGGCAAAAGGCCGAGGCAGCAGAGAGGCAACGCCUAGAAGAGCAGAGGCUGCAGGCCCUGGAGAGGAGGCUUUGGGAAGAGAACCAAAGGCAGCAGCUCCUGGAGGAGGAAGGGGAGGAGGAAGAGAGGAGGGAGCAAGAACCUUGGCUAGAGAUAGAGGCGGAGAACAGGCAGCAAGAAGAGGCCAGGCAGAGGUGGGAAGAGCUAGGUGGCCCAGACCUAGAGGGGAGGGAGCGAGAGGUAAAAGAACUCCUGGAGGCUGAAAAGCUGCAGUGCCUGAAGGAAGAGGCCAGGCGGCUAGAGGAGAAGUGCAGAAAGCAGGAGGAACUGGAGGCACAGAGACAGUGGGAAGCCGAGAGGCAGCAGCGGCAGCGAGAAGAAGAAAGGAGGCUGGAGGAGCUCAGAAGGCUGGAGGAACUGGAGGCACAGAGAAGGCAAGAGGAAGAGGAAAAACGGAUGAAGGAGCUCAGAAGGCUUGAGGAGGAGCAGAGAAGGCAGGAGGCUGAGAAGCAGCGGCUUCAGGAGGAGGAAAGGAGGCUAGAGGAGCUCAGAAGGCUGGAGGAACUAAAGGCGCAGAGAAGGCGGGAGGAAGAAGAAAAACUGAUGAUGGAGCGCAGAAGGCUGGAGGAGCUGGAAGCGCAGAGAAGGCGGGAGGAAGAGGAAAGGAGGCUGGAAUUGCUCAGACAACAGGAGGAGCUGAAAGAACAGAGAAGGCAGGAGGAAGAGGAGCAGAGACUACGGGAAGAAGAAGAAAAACAGCUGAAGGAGCUCAAAAGGCAGGAGGAACUGGAGGCACAGAGGAAACAUGAGGAGAUGGCAAAGCGGCUUCAGGAGGAGGAGGCGAGGAGACUGGAAGAGCUCAAAAAGCAGGAGGAAAUGGAGUUGCAGAGGAGGCAGGAAGCCCGAAAGAAGUACCAGGAAGCCUUGCAGAGACGAGAUGAAGAGAGAGGGCUGGAGCUAGAAGAAAAAACGGGCUUGCGGAGCCCACUUCAGAAAGAUUUUGAAGAGAAACCAGGAGAACAAAAAAACUUGAAGCCCAAAAAGCAAAGAGAAAGCUCUGAGGAGCCAAGUAUUGAUGAGACUCAAAACCCAGGGGCCAAGCUGUCAAGAGAACAGCAGGGAAAGUGGGGGUAUGUUCAUGGGGAUGGCCAUUGCUUACUUCUGGGAAAGAAAGAAGACCCUAAACCAGAACCUCCUCAGAAAAAACCAGAACCUCCUCAGAAAAAAGAGGAUCAAAGGGAAGAAAUGCUGACUCCACCAGAGAAAAAAGAACCAGUCACUCCAGAAGCAGACCGGAAGAUGGAGGAACUCAGGUGGCAGGAAGUGGAUGAGAGGCAGACCAUGCCCAGGCCCUACACAUUCCAGGUGUCCUCAGGAGGAAAGCAAAUCCUCUUCCCCAAAGUCAACCUGAGCCCAGUGACACCCGGGAAGGAUGCAGGGCUUGCAUCUGCUCCCCUUGAACCGAAGGCCCACAAAGCCAGCCCAGCCUCUCAUGCUCUGCCCUCAGCUCUGAGCAUCCCCCACACAGCCAUCCUGGUCACCGGAGCACAGCUCUGCGGCCCGGCCGUUAACCUGAACCAGAUUAAGGACACGGCAUGCAAAUCUCUCUUGGGCUUGUCCGAGGAAAAGAAGCACGUGGACCUCCCCACUGUGGAGAACGCACCCCAAGUACCCAGCGACCUCCGGACAGGCAGUGGAAAAGCCAAGCUUCCACAGGAGUCUUCAGGCAGUGUGACAGCACUAGCCGAAUGGGCUUCCAUUCGGUCCAGAAUCCUGAAGAAUGCAGAGAGCGACCAGCGUGCUGAGAGAGACCAGAGGUCGGGUGAUGAGCACACUCCCAGGGGCCGAAGUGAUUCCCGUGGAAACCUCCGGAAGGCCCUGCCAAGCAGUGCAAAGUUCUCUAUUAUGUCUGCCUGGCAGAAAUUCUCUGAUGGUGGCAUGGAGACCUCUAAGCAAAAUGCAGAAGGAGAAAGUAUUCGAAAAAGGCCCGUGCCAGGACCCAGUGAAGAGACAGAGCCCCUGCCUCCAGCUGCCAGUCCUCAUGAGCGCUGGAAGAGUCCAGAGAAACUGGGGAUGCACCAGGAACUAGCGGACACCACAGAGGGAUGCAAAUUUGCCAAAGACCUUCCAUCUUUCCUUGUUCCAAGCCUUCCUUCCCCUCCACAGAAAGUGGUGACCCACACAGAGUCUGUGAGUGUUUCAGAAAGCGAGACCACAAGUGGUGAUGGGAAGCCAGACCACAUGAUGUUGGGUGGGGAGGAAAAACCCUCACCUUUUGGAAUAAAAUUGAGGAGGACCAACUACUCCUUGCGCUUCCACUCUGACCACCAGACAGAACAAAAGAAGAAGAAAAGGCACAGCAGCACAGGGGACGGUGCUGAUGGGGAUCCACCUGUCCUGGCGAGCAGUAGUGUCGAGAAAGAGACAGAGAGUGUGGCCCUCAAGCAUGGCCUGCCUCUCACCCAAGAGAAGAAGCAGGCCCUGACCACCCGGAAGGACUCCGUGGAAAGCCCUUCCAGCCACUCACCUCCUGUGGGUCAGCCUGGGCCCCCGCCACCCAAAAGCCAGACCCUGGCUGCUGAUCACGACAAGGUAGCAAAUAAAAUGCCAUUGGCACAGAAACCAGCACUGGCUCCCAAGCCCACCAGCCAGACCCCACCAUCAUCCCCACUCACCAAACUAAGCAGGCCCUACUUGGUAGAGCUGCUGGCCCGCCGAGCAGCCAAGCCCGAUCCGGAGCCCAACGAGAGGGCCAAGGAGAUCAGUGACACCUGGCCACCCUUGCCACCAUCCCCCGAGGAAAGGAAUGGACAGAAGAGGGAUGAGGCGGAAGAGGUGCUGGAGAGGAAACCUUCUUCCCCUGCUCUGCCUGCUGCUUGCCACGAGAAGCCUUCCCUAACACCUGAGGCUGGGAGAAGAGAAAAGCCGGUGCUUCAGAGCAGACACUCUUUAGAUGGCUCCAAACUCGUGGAGAAAGUUGAAACCGCGCAGCCACUGUGGAUUACAUUAGCACUGCAAAAGCAGAAGGGGUAUCGGGAGCAGCAAGCAACUCGAGAGGAGAGGAGGCAAGCCAGAGAAGCCAAACAGACAGGAAAACCCUCCAAAGAAAACGUCAGUGUUAGCCCGCAGCCUGAAAGUAGCAGUGUCAGCAGAGCUGGCACUCUGCCCAAGUCUACUGCUCAGCCAGCAGAAGAGAGGAAGCCCGAGACGGCAGUGGUGAGGCUCGAGCACAGAGAACAGCUGAAAAAGGCCAGCACUCUUCCUACAUCUGUGACAGUGGAGAUCUCGGAUUCAGCUCCCCCCACGCCUGUGGUGAAAGAAGUCACGAAAAGGUUCUCCACGCCGGACGCUGCCCCUGUGUCAACAGAACCAGCCUGGCUGGCUUUGGCCAAAAGGAAAGCCAAGGCCUGGAGCGACUGCCCACAGAUUAUUAAGUAAAGAAGGACUCUUAUCCCCAUUCCUGUUGCCUGUUUUUGGCUUCUUUCUUGCCCUUUUCAUUUAUUUAUUUUUUAUAUAAGGUUUAAAAAAAAAAAACCAAGCUAGGAAAAAGAAGCAUGUCUCAUAGGCUCCAAAAUAAUGUUUAGAAACUGAACCGGUGGUGUUCAUUGUAAAGAGUGUAUUUGCACAACCCUAGGUCUUAGUGCCUCGAGCUCCUCUUACUUCUAAAGAGAAAAUUCCAUCCAAGGGACACAAAACAAAAUCUCCAAACUAAGCACUCCUGACAAGAGCCUGCUGUGCCCAUUCCACGGUCCUUCCGCUCCCACACCCAAGUCGGAACACAUGCUUUUGCCAAUCUUUGUAAUGGGGUUUUGAUUCUCUGCUCCGAUUUUUUAAUUUUAAUCCACAGUGUUUACCUUCCAUCUGUUUGGUGGUUUCUACCCUUUUCUACAGUAAUGGGAUCACAUAUAGAUGGAAACAAGAAUGCCCAUUGUUCCAAAUACAGUGAGUAUGGGGAAUGGUGAGAAAGAGUCUGGCUCCCAGCUCUGCACCCAUGUGUGGUUUUCUUAAAUCUUCCACAUCCCAAAGCUAUACAUGAAAGGCAAAUCCAUUCACACUUCUACAAUGCUGUUGAUCCAGUUAUUCCAAUUCCCUCCUUAAGGACAUCUUAAGUACUUGGCCCAACUGGCUCCUAGGGAAUAUUUUUAUUUUAAUAUCUCGAAGAAAGGAAAUUCGCUAUCAGCUGUAAAUUCUCUUUCCGUCUCUGACAAUACCUAUCUAGUGCAGUGGUUCUUCAGGUGACCAGGUUUCACCCCAGGCCUGCUGAAUCAGAUCCUGUGGUGACCGGGCCAGGAACGUAUAUUCUGGCAAAAACUCUUCAGGUGAAGUCCGCCCUCUCUCAGAGGUUGAGAAUUACUGAUUCUAAGGUUUUCUAGUUUUUCCAUUUCUGCAGGGGAGGCUCUUUUCAGCCAAAGAAGCAAAUGUGAGACGUGGAAGAUAAUAAAACAACCCCAAACCUGCCAUUUAUGACAAGAUAAGAGGGGCUAUUGACAUUACUUGUCUCUGAAAAUGCCCAUAAGUCUUCAGGGAGUGUUAACAGGAAGCCAAGAUUGGAGCCUUUGUACAAAGGACUUCCUGCAGGAAGCUUUUGCUUUAUCGUAAUUGAGUUUUUCGUAUUUAGAGCCAGAUGUUCAGUAGCAUGUGUAAUUUAGAGCACUCACCUUGCUCCUUUUAAUAAAUAUCUCAGAGUUUUAAGUGGCCUUGUUACUCUGCAUACAAAAAAGGGACUUGGCAGCUUAAAAGUCACAUAUAUUCACUUUUUAUCUCCCUAAAUUGACUUUACAUGACACAUAGACAUACCAGCAAACCCACAUUUUUGCUGGUGCUUUCCAUUUCACGAUGUUGGCAUAUUCCUCUUUUCUUAGAUUCUGACUCCAAAAUAUGUGUGCAAGUCCUUUGCUGGCAGCAGGGGGAAUUCCAUUCUCCCUUCCUCUCCUACCAAAACAACUUUUUUUAUUAUCCAUUCAAUACUUUCCUUUGUGCCUACUCAAUAUGCAAUGUAUAGUUAUUCUGUCAUAUACCCUGAAGGAAGGAUGACAGCAAAGUUAGUAUUUACCAUAUAGAAAACAUUUUCUUUCUGGGAACAAUAGCUCAGCCUUGCUGUAGCAGCUGGCAAAUGUGGUCAAGCUGGUACUAUACUCUUGCAAGUUGGACUUAAUAUUAUAUAUACUGGACCUUCAGACUGUUAAGAGUCAAUGUAACUUUAACUUUUGUUUAUUGCUAUGGGAAAAAAUUAGUAUUCCACUGCACGCUUUCCACACGAAUGCUCAUUUCUAAAUCUUGUAUGUAGGCAUUUGUUAGUUUCAGUGGUUUCCUGGCUAACAUAAUACUUUUUAAUGGGACUCCUUCCAUCUAGAGCCAUGAAAUUAUAGUACUACAGCAAUUCUUCUGAACUGACUUUUUCUUUCAUCCUAUAAGCUUGGGGUAAUAUCACAGUAAUGGCAGAAAGGGGUAAGGGACUCAAAUCAUUAAUAAAGAAUGACAACAGUCAACUCCGUGCCUGCAUACAAAGUAGGAGAAAUACCUCAGUUAAAAGUUUUACAUCAGAGUCUUUAAAAGAUGAGCAUACUGAGGAAAGGACAGUCGCAGUAGUUUCAACAAUUUAUAAAGGGUACCCAUCUAACAUUUCUUGUAAAAAUCACUCCAAAUUUGCACUAAAUACCAAUGAAGUGUUAUUUUGCUUUAGUUCUGUUGCAGUCUUCCCUGCUCAACAACCUGGGGAAAUUCUGUAAAAACAUAUAUAAAAAUUCAUGACAGUUUUUUUUUUUUUUAAUGAAUGAUUGCUAUAUUAAACACAAGCUUAACUCUUUUUUUUAAAAUUUAAACAUACAUACACUUCUCCCAGCAAGGUUAUAGAUGAUUAACCUCUGUUCAUAGACUUAUAUAUAAAACUAGAGGGUUUUUUGUUUACUUUUUUAAUUUUUCAAGUGCAAUUGUUUCUUACACAAACAUUAAUUACUAUUAAAUUAUAAUUUUAGCCAGUUAUCAGCAAACGUAUAGUACGUCUUGUCUCUUCCUGUGACGUUUAGUUUGCUUAUUUUAAAGCAGAAACAUUAGCGUUACAAGUGUCUUGCAAUAUUUUUUACCAACAAUAAAAUUAAGUAGAGACUAAAAAUGAAAAUAGUGUGAUUUUAAUAUUAUUUUGAGAUUUUGGUUGUAUAAAGUUUUAAUGUAAAAUGUCCAUUAUUGAAGGGAAAAUGUCUUUCAAUAAAAAAUACCCACAAGAUCUUCAGCACUGGUGGAGUUUCCUUUUCAUGUUAAACUUUCUACUAAUUUCAAUGACUCUCUACUAGAAGUCUCAUUAUAUUUAUGUAGCUUUUGUUGAAUGAGGAAAAUUGCCAGACAUUUACAUGGUACUCUGUUAUAUUUUUCACUGGGUUGUUUGUUUCUUUUUUGGAGAAAAGCAACCAUCUAGGACAAAUAAAAUUUUUACCUUGGUCCUAAAUUAGAAUUGGGAGUCCCUGAGUGGCACAAGUGGUUAAGUGCUUGACUAUGACAGAAAGAUUGGUGGCUCAAACCCACCCAUAGG